UCUUGUUUGUUUGUUCAUAAAAAAAGAUUAAAAAAAAAAACUGGGGUUUCUGUUUAGCCGAACUGAAAUUGUAUCUACAGUCAACUGGUUGAAAAUAAUCUUUAGCGGAACUGGAAUUGGUUUUGCACGAGAGUGAGAAUCGAGGAAAGAGAAAAUGGUGAAUCCAAUCCCGGAUUCUGUAAGAGAAGUAUGGAACAAAUGGAAUGUGAGAGGAGUCGUCUUGUUUAGCCUUUCAUUACAGGCUUUUCUGAUCUUGUUCGCUCCAUUUAGAAAAACCACAGCGAGAAAAUUACUCAUCUUGCUCAUCUGGUCAGCUUACCUGCUAGCCGAUUGGGCCGCCAACUUCGCGGUGGGUCUCAUCUCUCAAUCUCGAGAAAGUAAUUCUUCAGACUCUUCAGCCCAAGACAACCCUAAUCUCUUAGUUUUCUGGGCUCCCUUUCUCUUGGUACAUCUCGGUGGUCCAGACACUAUCACAGCUUUUGCUCUGGAAGAUAAUGAGCUCUGGUUGCGUCACCUCCUCAGUCUCAUCUUCCAGGCUAUUGCUACUGGGUAUGUCUUCAUGCAGACAAUUCCAGAUAACAAGCUAUGGGUUCCAACAACAAUCAUGUUCGUCGUUGGAAUCAUCAAAUAUGUGGAGCGCACCCGUGCUCUGUAUCUUGCAAGCUUGGACCAGUUCCGUGACUCCAUGCUUAAAAACCCAGAUCCUGGACCAAACUAUGCCAAACUCAUGGAAGAGUACGCUUCAAAGAGAGACGCUAAGCUUCCAACAAAGAUUAUAAUGAUACCAGAGCCUGAUAAAGAAUCAAAACCUUCCCGCACUGCUGUUAAGAAAGGAAAGUUGACCGAUCUUGAGGUUGUUCAGUAUGCUCAUGAAUAUUACCAAACCUUCAAGGGUCUCAUUGUUGAUCUCAUUUUUAGCUUCCGGGAGAGGGAUGAGACCCGGGAGUUUUUCUACGAAAGAGAUUCAUUAGAUGCUUUGAAGGUGAUAGAGGUGGAACUUAACUUCAUUUAUGAAGCUCUUUACACCAAGGUUGAAGUUAUGCAUUCUAAGAGAGGAGUCAUCUUUCGGUUUAUAGCCUUUGGUGCACUUGCAGUAGCUCUGGGUUUAUUCCAUUUCGAGAUCAGAAAGACGGGUCGAUUUGAGCCUUUUGAUGUUCGAGUCACCUACACCCUACUCCUCGGUGGCUUAUCUCUAGAUGUGAUAGCUUUCCUCAUGUUCAUUUUCUCGGAUUGGACAUUCGCCACCCUCAUCAACAUGUCUGAUCAAGAAUCUGAUACUCAAAAUAUGAGCAGGAGGCCUGAACAAGAACCUACAGUCCAAGAAUCAGCUGGCACCCAAAAGAAAUCCUUCCUCAAGUCUUUCGUCUCCAGCAUUCUCAGUAUAAAAAAGCCAAGAUGGUAUGAAUACGAAACUGAAUUUGGGCCUGAAACUAAGGUCAAGCACCAUGUACUGAUUACCCCCAUUCUACUUCGAAGGUGGUCUAGAACUAUAUCUGUUCACAACUUGAUUGGAUACUGCCUAAAAAAGCGACCCAGCAAGAUAUAUCAAGUCAAGAGCUGGUCCCGUCUCAUCCUGGAAAAUCUCAUUAGUUUCUGUGGCAUUCAUCUUGUCAUCAACAAGAUCAGUGAGCUAAUAAAUACCGUUAUAGCUACCGUUGUCUUCUGUAAGGACUACAUUGUCAGGAAUCUGGGGAGCAACAAAGAAAUUCAAGUUCUGCUCUUUCCCAUCCAGAAGGUGAUGGGAGUUUUGGGUUUUCUCUGGAACAUAACAUGUAAAGUUUUUGGUUGGAUUGGUAGUUUUCUCCUGGAAUUUUUCGGGCUGGAAGAUUUAAUAGAUGAAAUAAGGUUCUUAUCCCACGAGCCAUUCACAAAAGAACUCUGGGAUUUGAUAUUUACAGAGGUUAGAAGAAAAUCCGAAAUCGCAAAUGACCCAGAAACCGUAAAGAGGAUAUCUUCGGCGAGAGGUGAGUGGUUUCUGCAAGACAGGUAUUUAAGAGUAGAUCGAAACAAGCUGAUGGAUUACGUGGUGAAUGUUGACUAUGAUCAGAGCCUUCUCUUAUGGCAUAUAGCCACCGAGCUCUGUUACCAGACAGAACCAGAGACAGCAGAAAAUUGCAUCAACAGGAAACUCAGUAAGAUGCUAUCAGAUUACAUGUUGUACCUUCUAAUAAUGCAACCGACGAUGAUGUCUGCAGUGGCUGGAAUCGGGAAAAUAAGAUUCCGGGACACCUGCGCGGAAGCAGUAAGGUUUUUCAAGAGGAGACAUCUGGAACAGGACACAGUGAAGAAUGCUUGUAGGAACAUUCUUUCAGUGAAUACAUAUGUAAAACCUAUAGAGGUGAAGGGGGAUAGAAGCAAAUCAGUGUUGUUUGAUGGAAGCAUGUUGGCGAAUGAACUGAAAAGAUUGGAGGAUGAUGAGAAAGAAGACAAAUGGGAGAUAAUAAGUAAAGUUUGGGUAGAAUUAAUUUCAUAUGCUGCAAGUCAUUGUGAUGCAAAGACUCAUGCCCAGCAAGUGACUAAAGGGGGAGAGGUGAUUUCUUUUGUUUGGUUGUUGAUGGCUCAUUUUGGUCUUGGAGAACAAUUCCAGAUCAAUGAAGGCCAUGCAAGAGCAAAACUGAUUGUGGGUAAAUGACUCCAUUCAUCUUUUUCUUUUUAGAUGAAUAUUUGUGUAGGAAGUUGGACUCUUAAAGAGGAAACUUUGUUGCUUAAUCCACCCUGCAGCUUCAAUUCA
Messenger RNA from Carica papaya (papaya), 2731 nucleotides. RefSeq lists its product as uncharacterized. Lineage: Eukaryota; Viridiplantae; Streptophyta; Magnoliopsida; Brassicales; Caricaceae. The record is from RefSeq and is a predicted model, not a curated record.